GUAUGUUUCCUGGUGUGUAUUGGUUGAGGGUAAUGUAAACACUCUUGAGCAUGUCGUGUGGUGGGGCUUGAGUACUUAGUGUCGCAGUAAGUGAGGUUCAAGACACACCACAUCAACCAUGCUGACACUAAAAUGGAUAUUCUCUGCUAUGUGUCUUCUGUUGCGGUCUGGUGUCUGUGUGGGGCAUGUUGUCCGUCGGUCUGGCAGAGCAUCAUCCGAUGAGUCUCGCUCUGGGUUUCUUUCCGACCUCCCUUUUAACAGCCUGUCAGUUUCAUGCAAAAACAGGUGCUUUGAACUGGCGGAAGCUGAAGCCCCAAAUUGUCGCUGUGAUAACCUGUGUAAAACCUACAACAAAUGUUGCUCAGACUUUGAUGAGCACUGCCUGAAAACAGAUGGAGGAUUUGAGUGCAGUAAAGACCGCUGUGGGGAGACUCGUAAUGAGCAGCAUGCCUGCCACUGUUCAGAAGACUGCAUGGCCAAAGGAGACUGCUGCACAAACUACAGGUCUCUUUGCAAAGGUGAUGUUCCCUGGCUGCAGGAAGAGUGUGAGGAGAUCAAGAACCACGAGUGUCCUGCUGGGUUUGUUCGGCCACCUGUCAUCAUGUUGUCAGUUGAUGGCUUUCGUGCUUCAUACAUGAAGAGAGGAAAUACAGUGAUCCCCAACAUCGAGAAACUAAGAUCAUGUGGAAUCCAUGCGCCAUACAUGAGACCAGUGUACCCCAGCAAAACCUACCCGAAUUUGUAUACAAUUGCCACAGGGCUUUACCCUGAGUCACAUGGAAUUGUGGGUAACUCCAUGCAUGAUCCUGUUUUUGACGCCAUAUUUAACAUCCGCGGGAAAGAAAAGCUCAACCAUCGAUGGUGGGGAGGACAGCCUAUUUGGAUCACAGCUGUGAAACAGGGAGUGAAGGCUGGCACAUUUUUCUGGCCAAUUGGGAUUCCAUUGGAAAGGAGAGUUCUGACCAUGCUUCAAUGGCUUCACCUUCCAGAUACAGAGAGGCCAUAUGUUUAUGCAAUGCAUUCUGAACAGCUGGACACCUAUGGUCACAAACUAGGACCCCACAGCACUGAGCUUGACAGUGCACUGAGGGAGAUUGAUAAGGUGAUUGGUCAGCUGAUGGACGGCUUGAAACAGAUGAAACUGCACCGUUGUGUCAAUAUCAUUUUGGUUGGAGACCACGGCAUGGAGGAAGCUCACUGUGACCGCACAGAGUUCCUGAGCUCUUACAUGUCCAACACUGAAGAUAUCAUCCUGAUUCCUGGAUCUCUGGGAAGAAUCCGAGCCCGAAAUCCAAACAACUCUAAAUAUGAUGCAAAAGCAGUUGUAGCAAAUCUUACAUGUAAAAAGUCAGACCAACACUUCAAGCCCUACUUAAAGCAGCACCUUCCCAAGCGCCUUCACUAUGCCAACAACCGCAGGAUCGAGGAGAUUCACUUGAUGGUUGAGAGGAAAUGGCACAUAGCACGGAAGUCGUAUGAAACAAAGAGGAAUCAUGGGAAAUGUGGGUUUGCUGGUGAUCACGGAUAUGACAAUAAGAUCAACAGCAUGCAGACCAUUUUCCUUGGAUAUGGACCAGCUUUUAAAUUCAAGACAAAGAUCCCGCCGUUUGAAAAUAUUGAGCUUUACAAUGUCAUGUGUGAUCUUCUUGGCUUGAAGCCAGCCCCUAACAACGGUACCCACGGUAGCCUAAACCAUCUUCUGAGGACUCCUGUAUACAUACCCAGCAUGCCUGAAGAAGUGUCCAAGCCAAACCCUGCAGGACCAGUCACAGCUCUCACUGAUGACCUUGGCUGCACCUGUGAAGACAAGUUGCGUUCAAAAAGUAGGGGGCAGAGGGCAUUGAAAGUGACCCUUGUAAGAGGCUAUAACCUGGAGUCACUGUGGCUCUGUCUGUUACAGAACAAAGUGGAAGAACUCAAUCAACGACUGAGACAAGUUAUUGAUGACAGCAAGAAUCUUCCUUUCGGCCGGCCAGCGGUCAUGUUCCGCACCAAAUACUGCAUCCUCCAUCAUAGCGACUACAUUAGUGGCUACAGUGAAGCUCUGUCCAUGCCUCUUUGGACAUCUUACACUGUAUCUAAGCAGGUGGAUUUCACCCCUUUGCCUGAGGCUCUGAGUAACUGUGUGCGGCCUGAUAUCAGAAUUCCUCCGGCAUACAGUCAGUCCUGUUCAAGCUAUCGUGCUGACAAACAAAUCUCUUAUGGCUUCCUCUAUCCACCUCAGUUCGCCUCCGCUCAGGAUGCAAGAUAUGAGGCUGUUCUCAUUACCAACUCAGCACCGAUGUACCCAGCUUUCAAACGUGUGUGGGGUUAUUUCCAGAAAGCACUGGUCAAACGUUAUGCCAGUGAGAGAAAUGGAGUAAAUGUGGUCAUUGGGCCUAUUUUUGACUAUGACUAUGAUGGUCUUAGAGAUUCAGCAGAGAAAAUGAAACAAUAUGUCACUGGCCCUGUACCAAUCCCAACUCAUUAUUACAUUGUGGUUACAAGUUGUCUGGACAACACACAUACUGUAGACUCAUGUGUUGGUCCUCUGAGUGUCUUCUCAUUCAUCCUUCCUCACCGAUCGGAUAACGACGAAUCCUGUAACAGCUCAGAAGACGAGUCAAAAUGGGUGGAGGAGCUGAUGAAGACACACACAGCAUGUGUACGAGACGUGGAGUUACUUACAGGACUGAACUUUUAUCGCCGUACCAGCAGGACCUACGAGGAGAUCCUCUCCCUAAAGACCUACUUACAUACAUACGAGAGCGAGAUCUAAACCACUGUAUCCCUGCACUAGCAUUCCCCACACCUGUACUCCUGCAUCCUGACAUUGUUAGGUGUAUAUUUUUUAUACAAGCUAUCAUAUUUAUUGUUCUUUCAUUCUGGGAAUCUUUAAGUGUAACUUUUUUUUUUUUUUUUUUACAUUUCCCCCCUUUAUGUCAGUGAAUCAUAAGCAUGAGUGACUUGAUUUUUUUUUACAAUAUUGUAUAAAUGUGUUAACUUUUGAUGUUUAAUGUGCUGAAAGCAACCACAUUUGAGAGGUGAGAGACUGAGAUUUUCUGUAUUGUGAACAGUAAUUAAACCUGUUCUGUUUUUUA
This is a messenger RNA of Myxocyprinus asiaticus (Chinese sucker), 3080 nucleotides long. It is a transcript of the gene enpp2, whose product is annotated as ectonucleotide pyrophosphatase/phosphodiesterase 2. Bases 119 to 2758 code for a protein of 879 amino acids. The record is from RefSeq and is a predicted model, not a curated record. The transcript has 25 exons. Lineage: Eukaryota; Metazoa; Chordata; Actinopteri; Cypriniformes; Catostomidae. Gene Ontology annotation, molecular function: zinc ion binding; polysaccharide binding; calcium ion binding. Gene Ontology annotation, biological process: immune response; phosphatidylcholine catabolic process.